This is a messenger RNA of Macrosiphum euphorbiae (potato aphid), 1404 nucleotides long. The record is from the annotation of a GenBank genome assembly. NCBI's taxonomy places the organism in Eukaryota, Metazoa, Arthropoda, Insecta, Hemiptera, Aphididae.
AUGUCGAGCGACGGCGACGAUGUGCAAGGACAAGCGCAAGCGCCGAAGGCGCCGACUUACAAUGAACUUAUCGCGCUCAUUGAUAAAUUGCAGGCGAGAUUAUUGUCCAACAAGUCUGACGACGGGGACGCGAAUAACCAUGAACAAAAUCGAUCGGUAUCAGAGUUAAGUACGCGCCAACCCGCGUUGGAUUUUCGUGUUUUACCAGACCUGGACAAAACGGUAGGAGUGUUCAAUGGUCGCGAAUCGACACAUGCGGCCGCCGACUGGCUUACAUCAGUCGAAGGUGUGGCUGAUUUAAAUUGUUGGCCGUUCGCAUACCGGUUACAGUUUGUACGUGCAAACGUACAGGGUGCAGCCAGAGAUUGGUUCGUAGGCCGUACGUUUCAGAAUUGGCCGGAUUUCAGAACACAAUUUAAUGCGACGUUUAUACGCACUGUACGCAUGUCUGAUCGCUGGGACGCGUUGCGUAGGCGAAAUCAGAACAAGGAUGAACAUUCAAUGGACUACUUUCAGUCGAAGGUGAGACUGUGCCGCGAUCUCUCGCUGACGUUCGACGAAGUACGGGACCAUGUGAUUCAAGGUCUGCAUUCACGUGAAAUGGCCAUGUAUGCCCUGUGCAGAGUGCAUAAGGAUGAAAAUGAUUUGUUGGCGGACAUAUUAGACUGGGAGCGGAUGGACUCGCUGAGAAAAACGGACACGAAGUCGGAUCGACCUGUCAAGUACAAAGAUUUGAACAAAACAAGUGAGCAACGAAGUCAGUCGACAGGCGACUUGCAGAAGGACAAAAGAACUUGGAGGCGCGCAGUUCCGGUUGGAGACAAGGCGGUUGCCGCUACGUCGAGCCAAGAGAGCAAGGUGACCGAGAAGGUGACUGAUGAUGUCGAGCGCGGCAGUUGUUUCAACUGUCACAAGGUAGGGCACCUUUCCCGUGACUGCCCAACAAAACGAAAACCAAUGACAUGUUUUCGCUGUGGCACUGCUGGCCAUAUGGUGACGAAUUGUCCAACCCGGCAGCAAGUCAGCAUUGUUGCUGAGCAGAAGAAUGUGGAAGCGCGUCAUCCGUACCAGAAGGUUGGAGUUGUGAACGACUGUGAGUUUGUCGCACUAUUGGAUACAGGUAGUCAUUUCACAUUGUUUAAGUCGACGCUUGCAAUUAAGUGCGGGGUAAGCGUCCGACCAUUUGUAAAACCGCUGUAUGGUGUUGGCAGCACGGUUGUGCCUGCUCUCGAGACUGUCGGGGAGGCAGUGAUCGAAAUAGUGAUUGAUGGAGUCAACGCCGGACCAGUAGUUACACUAAUCGUACCUGACAACGUUCAGGGACCCGAUGCCAUUAUAGGGAGGAACUGGUUAGAUUCACCUGCGAUAUCGUAUUAUAAAUCUGGUAGUCAACUAGUAAACUAG